AUGGACAUCCGUUCCCCGGUGCUCAACGAUGAGUUCACGUGCCACUCCAAGGGUAACAGUAGGAACUACGUCAGCGCCGACCGUGCCAACGAGUCGUAUACGAAAUUCUGCGAGGAGGUCGAGGAGAGUCACCCGUCCAACACGGUCAACUGGGGAGGCACCCCGGAGGAGCACGAGUACUCCAUCACGCUGACCAACUGCCGCGGCAGCUUAGACAGGGACGAGUGCGAAGACUUGUUCGAUAAGCUCAUCCACUCGUGCGACUCGUCUGACAAUCCCAUGAACUGGAAGCAGGGAGGCAAGUACAUCCGCCAAGAUGGCGACUACACCUACGAGCUCAAUCCCAGGCGGUCGGGACGGCCUUGGCCGCUGCAAGGGCUGGCACAAAAAACUCUGCUCCCUAACAUGAACCACUGCUACGACCUUGGUACCACUAACUGGAACUUCAAUUACCAUGACAAUCCGUUGGAACACGGAGGUUAUGAGUGGAAAGCAACGUUUAGGACUCCUAAGAACAACAAGAUUGUUGAGGCUGCGGGUGGCUGGACUGAUGGGUGUGGAGGCAAUGAUUAGGAGAGCGG
Molecule: messenger RNA, 581 nt
Organism: Sodiomyces alkalinus F11
Lineage: Eukaryota; Fungi; Ascomycota; Sordariomycetes; Glomerellales; Plectosphaerellaceae
Exons: 5
Coding region: 1-573 (190 amino acids)
Source: RefSeq, a predicted model, not a curated record